Balearica regulorum gibbericeps (East African grey crowned-crane) is the source of this 1074-nucleotide messenger RNA. The record is from RefSeq and is a predicted model, not a curated record. Lineage: Eukaryota; Metazoa; Chordata; Aves; Gruiformes; Gruidae.
UUACUGAUUAUUUUAAAGCUUCAAUAAUUUCUAUAUAAAAAGUUUAAACUGUUUUCUGACAUUAAACUGUUUCCCAUGUGCUUCUCGAUGCUGGGAAAAGAAACCCCACUUUUAAGAUAAACAUAAGCUUUUGUUUAAGAAUGAGAUCUAUCUUGUAUUAAAAUACAGUAGAAAACUGCAUAUGGGGUAGGUGUUUUCUUCUACCUUUAUGUCACACCAUUAUUGCCUAUUAGGCUGACCUCAGUUUUGGGAGAAUCACUUGGUUAGUUCUAAAUAUAGCAUUGCAUCUGCCCUUAAAUGGGAGCGAAGGGGCAGUAGCCUUUAGAGAGGGGAAUUAUUUUUUUUUCCUCAGUCAGAGUUUACUAAGCUGGGAAAGGCUGGUCUUCUCCUCUGCUUUGCAAUUUUUCUAUAUCCCUUGGAAUUACUGAAUCUAACAAACUGAAGUAUGUCAUCAGUAGUGGUGCCAUUUUACCAGAGGAGACACAAGCACUUUGAUCAGUCCUAUCGCAACAUUCAGACAAGAUAUGUACUUGAGGAAUAUGCAGCAAGAAAGGCUGCUUCCAGACAGGCUGCUUAUUAUGAAUCAUCUGGCUUGGGAAAAACAACAUGUAGACUCUGUGCCAGGAGGGCACGCACCUUGGCUCAUGAAGCAAUGCAAGAAUCCAGGAAAAGGACUCAUGAACAAAAGACUCAUGCAAGUGAAGAGAAAAGGAUCCGGUUUGCCAGUGAGUUGUCUGCUUUGGAAAAAGAGAUUCACACAGCCAGGCACCGUGCUAGAGAACAUCUGGAUAGACUUGCUAUACAAAGGAUGGUAGAAGAAAAUAUGGCUCUGGAAAGGCACGCUGUUGAGGAAAGUAUAAGUCGAGCUCCUGAAAUUCUAGUGCGCCUGAGAUCUCACACUGUCUGGGAGAAGAUGUCUGUGAGUCUUUGCUUCACUGUGCAAGGAUUUCCCACCCCUGUUGUACAAUGGUACAAAAAUGAGGAAUUGAUUACUCCUGCAAGUGACCCAACAAAGUACAGAAUUGAAAGCAAAUAUGGAGUACAUGUGUUGCAUAUAAACAGGUAGAUUAUUCU